AUGAAGCUAUACAAUGAAGCGUGGGUAGAUGGGCAAAUCCUGACCAAGCUCCAACCUCAGGCACCACAGAAUCAUUACUUGUUGUCCCUGGCUAAGGAGUACCUCGGCCACUUCUCUCAUGCUUUCCAGUCCUUGCUUCACUGCCUGGAGCUUGACUCGGUGCACAGGGAGACACUUGUGCUAGACCUACAGAGGGUCACUUACAAACUGUGCAGAGAAAAAGCAGUGGACACUGAGCGCGAGGAGCAAGGCCUGGAUGAAGCACUUCUUCGGAUUGGCAGACAGCUUUUAAAAGCUAAUUUGCACAGUCUAUGCAUCCAGUUGAUCAACUCAACAGUCCAGAUUUACCGUUCAACAAUGAAAAAUGAGAUCAGAUUGCAUUUCUACUUGCUGGAAGCCAGCUGCCAUGUACAGACAAAGAAUAAGGAAAUGGCUUUGUCAACCUAUGAAAGUUGUUUGUUCUUGGCACUGAAAGAACAACACAGUGAGGUUGAAUUCCAGUGUUUUGCACAACUGGCAGCUCUACACAUGGAAACAGGAAGCCUUGAAGAUGCACUUUACAACUACUUGGAACUCCUCACAGCGAUUGAAGACAGCAAACAGCAGCCUGACAACCACUUUAGCAGGAAAUUCUGGAGUGCGGAGACAGAAUUAGAUGUGUAUUUGAAACUGAGCAAGAUCUAUCAUACUCUUCACCAUUACCCAAAAGCAUUGACCUAUGGGAAAAAAUACCUGAACCUAUUGCUGGACAGAGAGUACAAGAGCCACUGCAAGGACAUAGCUGCUGCUUAUUUAAAGGUUGCUAAACUUCAGGAGAAGUUGGAGUUCUACAAAGAGGCACUGAUCAACUACCAGCACUUUAGUGAGCUGAGCCAGAUGACACAUAACAGUAUGGAUGAGGCACUGGCUUAUGAAUCAAUGGGGAGGCUACAUGCAAUAUUUGGCAAUUAUGAUCCUGCUGUGUCCCAUGCUUAUCAGAGUUACUAUGUGCUGGAAGCUCUAGGUGAUAGCGAUCUUCGGUUGCUAGCAUCACUAAGACUCGCAGGGGUGUGCAAGGCAGCUGAGUACUUUGAAGAGGCUGAAAAUUGUUACAAACAAGUUUGGGAGCGUGUCAGUAACACCAAAAAUGAAAGGAUGAGAUGUGAGGCCGCACUAGGGAUUGGUGAGGUUUAUGCAGUGAUGUCUCGUUGUCAGCAUGCCUUGUUUUUCUUUGAGAUGGCAAUAAAUGCUGCAGAGAGCCUUGGGGACCAAAAGCUGAUUGACAGGUGUAAAUUCAACUUGGCUAAUAUCUCUCAGUUCUCGUUCUACACCCAAGAGCUAUUGGUAGCUUCCAAUGCUUUUGAGGAAGUGAUAGCCCGUUACCAGUGGAUAAAGCUGAAAUGCAGGCUUGAGGGCUUAAAAGUGCCGAGAGAUGUCAAUGAUAUCCUUCUGGAGAGCUUCGAUGGUAUCCAGACAACCCUUAUCAAACUGGAUGAUAAAACAAAGGCAUUACAAUAUGCAGAGUAUGGGCGAAAAUGCAGCUUUCUAAAUCAUACCUUCUUAAGGGACGAAUUCCAUUUGUGCUUGGAUGAAUCAGACAGUGAGACUUUAGAAUUUGCAGCAGAAUUAGGUGUGCCGAGUUUGGAGGCAAUUUACAGCAGACUAGAGACUUUGCCUGGGACUGUGUUGUAUUACUCACUGGUAAAAACAGGCAUAUUACUGUGGGUGCUGAGAGCUGGACAGGGCCUGGUCCGCUUCCACAGGAGCAGCAUUAAAGAAGCAGCAAACAUCCAUUGGCAGAUUUGCCACUUCCUGCAGAUGCUGAAGGGCAAGUCCAUGCUAUUCAAGGUUGAGCCUCGGAACAUCCCCUCAGCAAAAACAAGAUGGGAAACGAUCCUUCCCAAAAAAGCACAGGGACCUUACGCCUCCACUUCAUGUGAGAAAGCUGAAGGUGCACAGGGCAUCUCUGGGGAUCCACAGUAUUGGAUGGAGCAUGAGAGCUGGCAGCAGAUGUACAGGCUACUCCUGGAGCCUAUCAGUGACCUGUUGGAAGAACCGGAGGCCGGGAGUGAUAUCUUGAUAGUGCCAGACAAACAUCUCUUCCAGGUUCCCUUUUCAAACCUGCACAAUUACAAGAAUAAAAAGCUAGGGGACAAAUUUUUUGUCUCUCUCUUACCAUCACUAUUCGCCGUGGAAAACGUGGCAAUGAAGUUCCAAAGUCGUGGGGAGACCAAGGUAGAAAGGCCUGUUCCAGCUGAUGACAUGGCUCUGCUGGAGGUGAUGGGUGGGAACAACCAGGAGCUACGUGGGUUACAGAAGAUGGGACAUGUAGGCCCUAUACAUCGCCUUGUUCACCGCACGGCUACCAACACAGCUGUGGUCAGCUCCAAGCACUUCAUUCCUCCGUUCAAACAGAUAUUUUGCCGAAUACAGGCAUUAGUUGUAGGAAGUCCUCAAUUGCCAUCAGAAUUAUUCCUGUUGGGGAGAGUCUGGAAGGCAGGACAACCCUUAAUCACAGCACAAAAAGAGGUUCUGAAGGUGGCUGAGUACCUGCAAACUGAUGCCGUCUUAGGAGAGGAAGCUACAAAGAAACUAGUCCUUACGGAACUCCCUCAAGCAACGAUCGUGCAUAUUGCUACGUUUGGGAGCUGGGAAGAUGGUGUGCUUGUCUUCGCUCCGUAUCCACCAACUAAUGCACAAGAGCGCGCGGACGAGCGGACUUUCUUAUUAACCAUUCCAGAGAUACUCGAGCUGAAGUUAAUAGCAAAGAUUGUGGUGUUGUCUAGCUGUUGGGAUGGAGCGUUAGACCAGGAACCCGUGCUAUCGUUUGAUCUGCCCACUGCCUUCCUGAGGGCUGGAGCCAUUUGCGUUCUGAUCCAGACUAAACCAGUUCCAGACCAGGCCUUGCUGACGUUUUACCACCAUUUUUAUACCACUCUUUGGACCGGCUCUUAUGUCAGCAUUGCAGUAGAGUUUGCACGGCAUCAACUGGAGCACGACAUCAGGUUUCCAGGAAAACAUUACUGGUCCAGCUUUGUGUGGGUGGGUUUGGAUACUUUUGUCAACUUACAGGAACUCAAACAUGCCAUGUUACACCAGACCCUUGAGACCAUUGAUCAGGAGCUGUCUCAAGCUACGAAACAGGAUUGGCUCAAUCCUGCAUCCAACAUAUCUGCAGUUCCAGACCGGCGAGCCCUGCUGCUGAAGAUGCAGUGCAGUCUCAGCAAAAUAAUUGUGAAUCAUGGCUCCAUGUCGUCCGUGUUGAAACUCCUCCUGUUCCUGAUAACAGAAGCCAUCAGCAGAUUGGCUCACACUGGCACAGAUUACCCCACAGUGAAGGUAACCACCAAUAUAAUCAACAUCCCAGGGAUCUCCUCUCUGCUCCGUUUGCUGGGCUUUCACUUCCAGCCUCUGGUAUGUCCCAUCCCGUACAUGACCACCCCACGGACUCUCCCGACUUGUUCUGCUGGCAUUCCCCGGACACACCCCGUGGCUGUUAUUUUUCCUCGUUUGGAUGAGGAUGGGCUGCUCCACCCGGCUCAGGAUGCUAUCUCUGCCAUUAGAGAUCUCUGCAACUCCACUCACUGUAUGAAUGCAUUGAACUGGAUCACGCCCUUGAGUGCGGAGAACCUGGAUCUGCUCAUUCCACUGUUGGAGAAGACCAGAGAGUGGCCCAAGGUUUGUCUCAGACUGACAGAUAAACAAGUGGCGACCAUCUGGAACCAGCCCCAUCUUAGAUACUUCCUGCAGGUCCUGGGAUUUGAGCAGGCGCGGCUCUGCCUUCUCUUUGUCUUGAGGAAACGCAACAUGCCACUACUGCUCGGGAGCUUAAAAUUCUUCUCCGCUGUACGGUUUACACCUCAACAAACCGCCGCGCAAGUCAGAGUGGGCACCGAGGAACCCUCGACUGUCAGUGAGAGCUCAGCCCCUCCACCAAAGACCUCUCUGAGGACCUUGAAACCGGUGCUGGUACUGAGACAGCAGAUCAUGGUGCAGGCUCCAUGGCAGUCUGUCAAGGCUACUCAUGAGGAGGAGAGAGUGAAGCACACACUGGCACAGAAACUCAUCGCCAUCCGCGCACAGAAGGAGGAUGACCUGCAUAGUGUGGAGCAGUGGCACAGACAAGCCCUGCAGAAUGUGGAAAGAGCGAGAGAGCCCAAGGUCCCGACACAGAAAAGUAACCUGAUGAAAGUGAAGAUGAAAGGACCGAGCUCUGGGAGCUAUGAUCGUAUUCCUGCAGAUCAGGUCAUUCCCACCCCUGGCAAACAGACCAUCAGAUUGCGUUCAGCUGCACAAUCUAUCGCAAAGGAAAAGAAGGAGAACAUUCAACUGCGACACCAAGCUGCAGUCAAAGACCUCUUCCUGCCCUUUAUCCAGCCUUGCCCUGACAGCCAGCCUCUCUCUGUCUGCACGUGUUCUGCGCUGACUGACGUGUGAGUGGCAAUACAAGAAUCUUUUAACUGUAGCAAUGCUCAUUUCAUCCUAACCCUAACCCUGAUGUCGCUAGCACCUGGAAAACAAAAUUAAAAAACAAAAUUGACAUUUUAAAUGAGUUCAUAUGAUAAUUCAUCUCUAAAAGGAG
Callorhinchus milii (elephant shark) is the source of this 4561-nucleotide messenger RNA. RefSeq names its product tetratricopeptide repeat protein 28-like. The record is from RefSeq and is a predicted model, not a curated record. The transcript is spliced from 20 exons. Gene Ontology annotation, molecular function: protein binding. NCBI's taxonomy places the organism in Eukaryota, Metazoa, Chordata, Chondrichthyes, Chimaeriformes, Callorhinchidae. The coding region runs from base 1 to 4416 and encodes 1471 amino acids.